This is a messenger RNA of Oryzias latipes (Japanese medaka), 4423 nucleotides long. RefSeq names its product monocarboxylate transporter 13. Lineage: Eukaryota; Metazoa; Chordata; Actinopteri; Beloniformes; Adrianichthyidae. The record is from RefSeq and is a predicted model, not a curated record. Gene Ontology annotation, molecular function: monocarboxylic acid transmembrane transporter activity. Gene Ontology annotation, biological process: monocarboxylic acid transport; transmembrane transport.
AGUCCCUUUAAUUUAUGGGCAUCCUGCUGUUCGUCAUCCCUCUACUUUCCAAACCUCCACCUCUAGAUUUUCCUCCACCCACUCCCUGCUCACUACAGAAGACAGUGUCAUCUGCAAACAUUGUGCUUCACAGAGAUUCCUGUCUAAACGUCAUGUGUCAGUCUGUCCAUCACUACGGCAAACCAGAGGGAGCUCGAUGCCGAUCCUUGGUGCAUUUCCAACCCUCUUGAACUCCUCUGUCACACCUACAGAACAUCUCACCACUGUCUUCCAGCUCUCAGAAAAAAUCAUAGUUUCUCUGAAGCCACCAAGGUAUUCUUACGGAUUCAGCUUGUACACUUAUUACAGUAUUUUGGUUUUUCCCUGCGGUUUAUUUUACCUUAAACUCCCGAGAAGAGGCGCAGACCAAAUGAAUCAGCUGUUCCACAGCGUUCAUAACAGUUCAAGGAUUGGACACAAAAAUCUGAACAAUCGACUUUAGCCCCACUUUGAACGCCGCUGUAAUCCUAUUUUAGGUGGGUAUUGGUGUUUUAUGUCAGGAUUAGUUCCCCAUCAUGGUGUUAAUCCUAAUUGUUUUUUAAAGAAAAUGUCAUAAAAAAUGAAAAAAGGGCGGAAUUCGCUUCAAAUGAUCACGUUAACGUUAUUUUACUGGCAUAUUUCAUUUAGGCGCAUGAGGAGGAGGAGGCUAAAUUUGACCCAAACUGAGAAUAUUUCAUUAAAUCUAAUCUGAACCUGGUUUCUAACAGGCUUUGUCCGUUUUGGAGCAGUUUUUUUUUCUCUUCUACAUCCACGCGUCCUUCCCACAUGGGAGGAUUAUUACGUAACGGGGAUUUGGUCCGCGCCGGAGAGCAGCCCGCCGAGCGCAGCGCAAGAUGAAGUCCCGGCGAGCCGGACCUCCUGACGGGGGUUACGGCUGGGUGGUGGUCGCCUCGGCCUUCUGCGUCACCGGCCUGACCGGAGCUGUCCUGAAGAACUACGGCCACUUCUUCCUGGACAUCCAGGACCAUUUCGGGGUCCUGACCAGCACAACCUCCUGGGUCACUUCCACGACGAUCGUCAUGUUCCACGUAGGAGCUCCUGCUGCCAGCGCCCUGACGGCAUGGCUCUCUCAGAGGGUAGUAAUCAUGGUCGGGGGGCUGCUCUGCACCUUCGGGAUGCUGCUGGCAUCUCUGGACCUCAGUCUGCCAUGGCUCUACUUCUCCAUGGGGAUCCUUGAAGGAAUUGGCCUUUCUUUCUCAUGGGUUUCAGCCAUGAGUGUGGUGAACCACUACUUUGCACGUUGGCGACCCAUAGCCUAUGCCAUUACCAGCUCAGGGGAGUGUGUCUUUGCCUUCAUUUUUAGUCCUUUUUUCAAGUGGUUGAUUGAAAUGUACACUUGGAGAGGUGCCUUGCUCAUCAUUGGAGGCCUUCAGCUCAACCUCUGUGUGUGUGGGGCCCUCAUGAGACCUCUGGACAGCACUGAAAGUACAGCUGGUCUAGAAACUGACGCGGAUUCGUUUCAACCAAAGAAGAAGGUGAUCUUUCAGUUGUCCCUGCUAAGAAAACCCGAACUCCUCCUCUACAUUCUGUUUGCCAUCUUUGCUGCUGUUGGGUUUUAUGUCCCGACACUGUUUUUGGUGCCGUUUGCCAACAGUUUGGGGAUUGACAAGUACUGGCCUGCGUUGAUCCUCUCUGUCCUGGCCGUAGCUGACCUGGCAGGGAGGUUGUUCUCAGGGUGGUUAGCAAACAUGAGGUUUUUCAGGAACCUGCAGCAGCUCACCUUUGUGGCCACUCUGCUUGGGGUGGUGCUGCUUCUUCUACCAAUUAGCCAAAAGUACUGGGUCAUUAUGAUCCUGGCUUCCCUCUACGGCUUCCUGUUCGGCUGUGUUGUGGCCGUUCACGUCACCUGCAUAGUGGACAUUGUGACCCUGGAGGGCUUCGACAGUGGACUGGGGCUCUUCAUGAUGUUCAGGAGCAUUGGAGGCUUCAUUGGUCCACCUGCUGGAGGCUGGCUGGUGGAUCACACGGACGACUACGGCUCCGCCUUCUACCUCGCCGGCUGCUGCCUCAUCUCGUCGGCAGUGUUCGUCCUCCUGGUCGACCGCUUGGUUCAGAGGAGCAAAGCUGUGGGAGAAGAAGUCAACAAACCCGAGGAGCCAGAAACGGCUAAAGUUUAACGAGAGACGCUUCGGACUGACCGGACUUCUACCAACAUGAUGCUCUUUGGGGGGGUUAGAUCUCGUGCUACAGCUGGGAUCAUUUCUACUGAUCUCUUCACAAGUUCACAAGUGCUGUUUUCUAGAUGAAAUUUCAUUUUUCUAUAAAAACCUUAACGUUAAAAUAGGUACAUUAAAAAAUCUUAAACUUAUAAUUCUAAUUCAAUAGCUGACCAUCAUACUUGAUUUUUUUUCCGUGUAGCAGCUAUAGAUAUGACCUGAAAAAGCAGCUGCAAGUGUCCCUAAUAAUCAUUUUAAUUCAGCAAAUAAUUUAGACUGUUAUUGAGUCCAACACAGCUUCAUGAGUGGUUGCUGUAGCCUUUACUUCUCCAAUUACAUUUCAGAUUAAGCUUUUAAUCUUCAAAAUUCUCAGGAACUCCAAAGCAGCCCCAGCCAUGAUACUACCACCUCAUUUUCUUUUUCACUUUUUGAGGACAUUUUCUGUUGCACACUGAACCAAUUGAACAGACAAAAGAACUCAUUUCUUUAGAAAAAAACAUUUCUGUGUUCUAUGCUUGAAUGGGUUUUUGUAAGACUAGUUUGUUCAUCCUAAAACGACAAAAAUGCUGAAUAACUUUAAUCCUACAUUUGCAGUGUUUAUCCAGUUUCUUACCAGGUUUUGGUUUUUAUUUUCUUUGAGCAAACUUUUCUUUUAUUGUCUUUUGUAACUUUUUUACUGAUUCAUUGGAAGCUUCUGUGUUGUUGAGGCAGGCCCAACUCCACCUUGAAGCCUCAGCGGACAAGUUAAAAAAAAAAAACAGUUGUGCUUUGAAACAGUCCCUGAGAACAAGUGGAAACAAGAACAUCAUUAGUUUCUCCAGAGACUUGUAUGCUAACGUCAGCAGUAAUGCUUUUAGAAAUCCAUCCUCCAUCACUUGUGUUUUCAGGAACUCCAGAACAGUUCUGACAUGUGCAGCGCCGCAUCACAUGUUACCAUCAUACAUGACCGGAGAAAAAGAAAAAAAGAAACGUCAAAUGGGAUUGGGUUAAAGCCGCUGCACGCGCAAAAGAUCCAGGCUGACAGCAGCUUAUUAAAAGAAAAGAAAAGAAACUUAAACGGCUCUUUGAAAUGUCAAAAGAAAUGGAAACAGGAAGACUCCCGUUUUUACCCAAAUUUCCCUAAAAAUGAUUCAUAUAAAGGUAUGAACUGUUAUAAACUGCAGAGAUGAUGCGGUCCGUCAUACAUUUAUGUUUUCUAGAACACAAAUACAAAAUAUUAAAUCAGUAAAGAAAGAAUGUACUUAAAAACAUUUUAUUCUUCAUGGUUUCAUGUUUAAAUUCAGCUCAGCAGACGCUGCAGGGCUGUUUACACGAGUCAGGACAUUCCAAUUACUUUUUAGCAUUUUUUUAUUAUUUGAAUUUGACUAAAUCAGUAUUUUCUGAGCAAUGGUAACCCAAAAUUUGUGUAACCUUCUUUCCAGACUUUUUUUUUAUAACUGUUCACAGUCUUCAAGUCAAAAGUAGCUGUUAGCUAAAUGACAGGAGGUGGAGUGUGUUACAUUUUUAACAUUAUGUUCAGAUCUGCGCGUUAUCCUUGCAGCAGGCCCCCCCGCCUCUGUGCUGUGGAAGUGCUAAAGGCGGGGGGCCUGCUCGGGGGGGCUCUCUACCUCGGCGUGAACCUGACAUGAGCGUGUGGACAUUUGCAGUUUGGUGUGUUUGUGUUGUGCAAAUUGCUCAGAUGUUAGGAGUUAUGCAAGCGCGGGCCUCACGUGGCUGAAGUCCUUGCUGCAGCUUAAUGCAUGGGUUAAAGGAAAAAAGAAAAGAAAAAAGCUGAAGAUCUCUGCAGAUUAGAGAUGCUUUGCUGGCCUUUCUGCUGGUGAAUAUUUCCAAACCACUAAAGAAUUCUUUGGAUGGAUUUGUUCUGAACGGCGCUUUACAUUCUGUUCUGGCGUCUGUCAGCGAACACAGACUAAACAGAGAGACCACCUACAGUCCAGAACCCAAUCAGCACUUUUGCUGCAUCACCCACUGAAGGUUGACUUUCCAAAGUGGUUUCCUGUUUUCCCAUGUGCCUGUAGAUGGACGAGUCACUGCCGUUGUGUACUUUACUGAAGGCUUUUGAGCUGUGCUGAGCAGGAAAAUUAAUCUGCAGAAGCCUUUUUUUUUUUUUCAAAGUUAGGUUGGUUUGACCAAAGUCUGGUUCCCUUCUUUGAUUUGAGUUGAAAUGGUUUCUUUCAAGCAAUCAAAGCAAGAACAAUGCACAAGAAAAUAAAAAGAAUUCAUACAAA